Aspergillus welwitschiae is the source of this 1601-nucleotide messenger RNA. RefSeq lists its product as uncharacterized. NCBI's taxonomy places the organism in Eukaryota, Fungi, Ascomycota, Eurotiomycetes, Eurotiales, Aspergillaceae. The coding region runs from base 56 to 1588 and encodes 510 amino acids. The transcript is spliced from 2 exons. Gene Ontology annotation, molecular function: nucleic acid binding. The record is from RefSeq and is a predicted model, not a curated record. Gene Ontology annotation, cellular component: nucleus.
CAACCUACUAACAAUCCAAAGUAAUACUCGAUUAUAGUAUCUCACAUUAACCUUAAUGGGUCCCGAAGAACGCCUUAGGCUGCUUUUUGCGCGGGAUGAAGACCUCUUGAAGAUGGACACUGGCCGCCGUCAGGCAACCGAAUCUCGGCCCGUUGAUGACACUGGUGGCCCUCAGACAGAGCAUACCGAGAACCUGGGAAACAAGCCUUCAGCUACAACUACCCAGGACACAACUCAACCCACUCAGAUUGCGUCUCCUGAACUCCCUUCUCCACCCAAGCUCCCUGCUCCAGUCCCGGCAGGUGACUCUCAAUAUGAACACGUAUUUCCUCUCAACGGCCAGUUCAGCCCCCUUUUGGCUAUUGCCAAAUAUCCCUACAGACAUAUAAAAGGAUCCUUGAGCCAAGAGGUUUCCAGCCGCUUCUUCGACGCAGGUAAAUUCUGGAACCGCUCGUGGGAUGUUUAUUUUGUCCACGCACCAGCUUCUCUCGGAUCUAAGCCUGUACUCCUUACUCCCACCGAUGGAGUCAACUCCUUCUUGGAAGAGAUAAAUCGUGCUCUGAAGUGUGAAUUGUCGUUGCCAGCAGAUAUGUCCGCCGGGCUUGUCUUGUCUUUCAAAGAUGGGUAUCCUCAGCCUGUCUACCUCGGCCGCAGUACCACACGUGAGACCAAGGACCAGCUCGAGUUGCAAAUUCCUUCACCAUCAUCGGAGCACAACAGUUCUUCUGGAGACAUGGACGAGGAAUACGCUGCUUUCGAGACCAUGGUGGAAGCCGCUAUCGAGGCCACCAGGAACAAAAAGAAAUCUUCCAAGCAGAAACUGUUGAUGCGUGCGAUGAAAGAGCUUGAUAUGCAGCAGAUGGUUCGACGGAUGCAGUGCUACUUUGGUUUGCGUUCGAUGGAUGACAUUGAAGGGACAGCAGACAUGGGUGACUGGGAUACCCCGGGUACAGUGCCCACAGUGCAGCCGCUAGAUGCCACCAAGGCAGUACCGUAUCCUUUCUGGAGAGAGCCCGUGUUUAUCAGUAUCGACGUAGAGUCGAAUGAGCGCUGCCAUAGCCAGGUGACUGAGGUCGGAGUGUCAGUGUUGGACAUGCGGAGUCUGGUGGGGGUUCCGCCGGGCGUGAACGGCGAUCAGUGGCGGAGCCGUAUCCAGUCCCGGCAUCUACGAGUGAGAGAAUACGGCCAUAUCGUGAACCAUGAGUUCGUGUCGGGCUGUCCUGGCAUGUUUCAGUUCGGAGAGAGCGAAUGGGUGCUGCAACGAGACAUGGUGGACGUAGUGCGAUCAAGCCUGCGCUUGGGCGAUGCACUGGACCGUCGCCUCGUAUUGGUCGGCCACAAUCUUUCAGCAGAUGUCAAGUAUCUCAAGCAAGUUGGGGUGGAUGUGGGAGGGUUUCGUGACCAGAUCGACACAGCCCAGAUGUUUCGCAAGCUGCGGAAGGAAGAGUCGGUACGGUCGCUGGGAGGCGUGCUGGCGAAACUGGACCUAAAGGGCUGGUACUUGCACAAUGCCGGGAAUGAUGCGCGGUACACUAUGGAGGUUCUCGUCGCCAGCUUUAUGGGAGCGAGUGAGGAAGACUCAGCGUAGGGCUCAUACAUGC